UUCUAAUGUCAUCAGUGUGGAUUUUUGGUUGGAGACGCCACAUCUCCGGCGUCCGUGAAAGCACGAGGAGGAGCACUAAGUCAACACUGUGAGAGAGAUGCCACGUGAAACUACAUGGGGGUGUUCAAGGUUGUUCAGCUAACCUCGACUAAGUGUUACAUUCCCAAGAAACUUCAUCAUAGUCCUGUCACUCUUUUGUGUCUUUCUUCUUUGGAAAACCAGACCAAAGUAUUGAGCUUUGAUCAGUGAACAUGUCCGAGGACAAGCAACCUGUGUAUGUUGGGUCUAUUGACCAAGGAACUACGAGUACCAGAUUCAUAAUCUAUGAUCGUCAAUCCCGCACAGUUGGGUCUCACCAGGUCGAGUUCAACCAGGUCUACCCAGAAGCAGGAUGGGUGGAGCAUGAUCCAAUGGAGAUAUUGGAGAGCGUGAGAGUUUGCAUGGCGAAGGCUCUGGACAAAGCCACUGCCGAUGGCCACAACAUUGACAGUGGCUUGAAGGGAAUUGGGUUGACCAAUCAGAGGGAGACCACUCUCGUUUGGAGCAAAUCCACUGGCUCUCCUCUUUACAAUGCUAUUGUUUGGAUGGAUGCUCGUACCAGUGGUGUUUGCAGAAAAUUGGAGAAAGAGUUAUCUGGGGGAAGAACUCAUUUUUCAGAGGUAUGUGGUUUGCCCAUAAGCACUUAUUUCAGUGCAACAAAGCUGCUAUGGUUGAUGGAGAAUGUCGCUGCUGUUAAGGAGGCUAUUAAAUCAGGGGAUGCCCUGUUUGGAACUAUAGACACUUGGUUAAUCUGGAAUCUAACCGGCGGUCUCAAUGGAGGGGUACAUGUCACAGAUGUAUCCAACGCGUCACGGACUAUGCUCAUGAAUCUUAAGACUCUUGAGUGGGAUCAACCCACGUUGGACACCUUGGGAAUUUGCCCUAAAAUUCUACCCAAAAUUGUCAGCAACUCUGAGAUCAUUGGAAAUAUUGCUACAGGAUGGCCAAUUACUGGGAUUCCAAUUUCCGGAUGUUUAGGGGAUCAACAUGCGGCAAUGUUAGGUCAGGCUUGCCGGAAAGGUGAGGCCAAAAGCACUUAUGGAACUGGUGCUUUUAUUCUUCUCAACACUGGUGAAGAGAUUACUAUGUCGACACAUGGGCUUCUAAGCACUUUGGCAUUCAAACUUGGACCUAAAGCUCCGACAAAUUAUGCUCUUGAAGGAUCCAUUGCUAUUGCUGGAGCCGCUGUUCAAUGGCUUAGAGAUGGUCUUGGGAUUAUUAAGAGUGCAAGUGAAAUUGAGUCAUUGGCAUCAGAGGUCGAAUCUACUGGUGGGAUUUAUUUUGUGCCUGCCUUUAAUGGAUUAUUUGCUCCCUGGUGGCGUGAUGAUGCUCGUGGAGUUUGUAUUGGUAUGACAAGGUUUACAAAUAAGGCUCACAUUGCUCGAGCAGUGCUUGAGAGUAUGUGUUUCCAGGUGAAAGAUGUGCUAGAUUCAAUGCACAAAGAUGCUGGAGAGAAGGGAGAGGUUAAGAAUGAGAAAGGAGAGUUCUUGCUCAGAGUGGAUGGUGGUGCUACUGUUAAUAACCUCCUCAUGCAGAUCCAGGCGGACGUGAUGGGCAGCCCAGUUGUAAGGCCAGCUGAUACCGAGACAACAGCUCUUGGAGCAGCCUAUGCUGCUGGAUUAGCUGUUGGUGUUUGGACUGAAGAAGAAAUCUUUGCUUCUGAAGAGAAAACAAAGACUGCCACCACUUUCCAUCCAAAGAUAGGCGACGAGUUGAGAAAGAAGAAGUUGGAAUCAUGGUGCAAAGCUGUUUCAAGAACUUUUGAUCUGGCCGAUCUUUCGCUUUGAUAUAGUUUUCUCCUCGGCUCCACAGUUAUCCUAAAUUUUAUAGCUUAUUCAAUAAAAUGUUUUGUGAAUAACAACAAUAUACUUGCUACUGUUGAACUAUUGAUAGCAUGAUUCCAACUCUUUCCGUGUAUUUUGGGCAGUAUAGAUUGAACUGAUCAUCUUUGUACAUGUCACAAGCAGUUAAUUUAUUUUCUCUGGCGUAUUUAGUAAUUUAGCCUCUGAUGCUUUAUACUAUC
Molecule: messenger RNA, 2062 nt
Organism: Argentina anserina (silverweed cinquefoil)
Lineage: Eukaryota; Viridiplantae; Streptophyta; Magnoliopsida; Rosales; Rosaceae
Product: glycerol kinase
Exons: 5
Coding region: 252-1826 (524 amino acids)
Biological process (GO): phosphorylation; glycerol metabolic process; glycerol-3-phosphate biosynthetic process
Cellular component (GO): mitochondrion
Molecular function (GO): glycerol kinase activity
Source: RefSeq, a predicted model, not a curated record